AUGUCUCAUGAUACCGCUAGCCCCGCGGCAAUACAUCUUUCAAGUGCAGAGAGCGGCCAUGCGAAGCGUCGAAGAGAGCUUCUUUCUCUCAUCAAGCACUUACGCGCAAUCGGGGCACAAGCAGACUUUGACCUACCGCACAUUGCAGUAAUCGGCAACCAGAGCGCGGGCAAGUCGAGCCUAGUAGAAGCUAUUUCAGGAAUCACCGUGCCUCGGGAUGCCGGGACUUGUACUCGCUGCCCAAUAGAAUGCCGUCUCUCCAACGCUCCCGAGUGGUCCUGUCAGGUUUCCAUCCGCCUAGAGUUCGACAAUCAUGGUCAACGGAAGCGUAAGGUGGAGGAAAUCACCUUCGGAGGACCCAUUCGCGACAAGACCGCUGUGGAGCUCGCUCUCCGGAGGGCCCAAGCCGCGGCUCUGAAUCCCAGUUUGCCCAUAUCAUCUUUUGUCGAAGUUAGUGCAGAAAUGAUAGGCUGCGGGCAAUUUGGAACAGAGCGGCAGCUGUUGUUCUCCAGAAACGCUGUAUGCCUCGAUGUCUAUGGUCCUGAUCUGACAGAGCUAUCUUUCAUUGACUUACCGUUGGUAGAGGAGCUGGUUCGACAUCAUAUAGGAGGCCAGCGCCUAAUCUUGCUUACCAUCCCUAUGAGCGAUGACAUAGAGAAUCAAAAGGCGGUGCGCCUUGCAAAGGAUGUGGACCCAGACGGCAUACGUACGAUAGGAGUUCUGACUAAACCCGACACAAUCCCUUCUGGAGCGACCAACGCGCGAAGGUCCUGGCUUGAGAUCAUUGAAGGCCAGAAGCAUCCUCUCAAGCAUGGCUACUACUGCACAAAACAACCGGAUGACGCGGACAGAGCAAAAAGAAUCACAUCGACAGAAGCUCGUGAGGCGGAGCAGAAGUUUUUCAACACGAGCCGACCAUGGUCUGAAUCAGCGCAUCGCCAGCGCUUUGGUACUGGCAACCUUGUUGCUAAUCUCAGCAGACUCUUGACAGGGCUCAUUCACGACAUCGUGCCCGUACUUCGAGAUGAGGUAGAACGCCAGCUCCAGGACUGCGAGAAGCAGCUCAGUGAACUCCCUCCACCACUCACUACUGACCCACCCGCUGCCGUCCUUAGCUUAGUAACAUCGUUCUGCAAUGACGUCAAUUCAUGGGUGCAAGGAGGACCAAAUACUGCCGAUCUCGUUCAGAACAUAAGAAAGAUACAUAAAGACUUCAAGACUACUAUUCGUCGAACCGCGCCUCACUUCGUCAUCCACGUACAAGGAGAGCGGAUACCUGUUCGAGAUCAAGGUAUAGAUCUGCGCACAAUUUUUACUUCGGGCGGGCCAAUUACUCUUGGCGACAUACAUGAACAUAUGGAGAGCUGUGUCACACGCGAGCUGCCCAACAACGUCCCAUAUCGAGCAAAGAUAACCUUGAUCGAUGCUUUCAUGACUCAUUGGGAAGAUCACGCCUUGAACAUGUUCGUACAAGUGUACAACGCGUUCGUAGAGAGUGUAGAGAAGCUCGUAAAGACCCGCUUCGGCCGAUUCAAGAAUUUGGAACAUUGCGUGAAAUUGGUGGUCGCGGAACAGGUGAAGGCACAUCGGGAUGAGACAUGUCGCUUCAUCUGCAAGCUGCUCAAACUCGAAUCCACUCCCUUCAGCCAGAAUACUCACUAUCUGGCGGCGUCGAAGGAUAAGCAUCUCGCUCUCUAUAAGGAUAUGCGCGCCGGGAAGAUGCAGGUACCGUCGGAUUCCUCCUUACCAUCUCCUGCGAAACGGCAGAAGAUGAUGUACAGGGAGGUUUCCGAUACCAUUUUUGAUGACAAAGAAGAUGAAGAGGAAAGCAACGAUGACAGUAGCUCUUCGACGACCUCGGAACUACCGACACCGCCGAAAAGAGCUGAAAAGACCAAAGCGAAAGCUGCUUCAAAUUCAUUAACGUUAUCGCCUAGUCGAGAAUCCACUUCGAGGUUCGUGGAACAGCUGCCAAAGAACCCACCAUCAAAGAAAGAUCAACAGAGUACCAAUGUUCUCGACAAGGCGGCCGCUCCGGCAGCAGCCCCAGCGACUCCUUGCGCAAGUGUAGGAGGGUCUCAAGCCGCAAAGCCUGUGGCAAUACGACCUAUCAUCGACGAUACAGAACGCGCCGAAGCCGAAGCUGCCACAUUAGCAUCGCUAGCUAAACUAGGCUAUCACUGCACUCUAGAAGAUCUUGGAAAACUCAACCCUCCAGACAUAUAUGAGGAAGAAUUGCAGUUGAUGGCGGAGGUCAGGGGCUACUUCCAAGUCGCAUACAAGGCAAGUUCUAUUAGGAUAAUCGACAAUAUUCCUCUCGCAAUAGACCAUACAUUUUUGUUCGCGUUCGCUGACGCACUUCAAGAUCAUCUCAUCGAGAAGUUGGGCCUUGGGUCCGAAGGAGCCGCUGCCAGAUGUGCUGCGUAUGUCAGCGAAGAUGCGGACGUUGCAAGGAUGAGGAUGGAGCUGUCUAGCAAGAAGGACAGGUUAUUUAGCAUCAAGGAGAGGCUGUUCGAAUUCGAACAAUCGCAGUAG
Molecule: messenger RNA, 2535 nt
Organism: Laetiporus sulphureus 93-53
Lineage: Eukaryota; Fungi; Basidiomycota; Agaricomycetes; Polyporales; Laetiporaceae
Product: P-loop containing nucleoside triphosphate hydrolase protein
Exons: 12
Coding region: 1-2535 (844 amino acids)
Cellular component (GO): cytoplasm; membrane; microtubule
Molecular function (GO): microtubule binding; GTPase activity; GTP binding
Source: RefSeq, a predicted model, not a curated record